AUGGCCGCCACCGGGCGCCGUGUGCGGACUACCGAUGAGGCCGUUGGCAACGUGGGAACGGUGGAGUUGCGAAUUUCGUGCACCGCGGGCCGCUUGCAAAUUGCAAUCACGUCGCCGCACGUAAAAAUACAACCGAGCCGCGCGUCCCAACGUCUCGUCGGAACCGCCACGCUGCAGCCGAGCCGCGUAUUCGGCCGACAUCAUAAUUUAGCAAACGCAAAAACCCGCGUACCGAUAAAUAAAACUGCGGGCCUUCUUCAACGGGCCGGCGAGCUAACGCGUCCGAGGCGGGAAAACGGAUGGAACUCGAGGGCGAAACUUUUAAAAAAGGAAACUGCUCUUGCGACGGCGCGCACGACGCGAUUGGCCGGCGGCGCAGGGGCGGGAAGCGGCGGCGCGGCGAUUGGCCCGCGCCGCGCCACGGCCCGCGCUCGUCUCGAGACGCCAGCGGAUAGAUUUUUUUUUUGU
Iphiclides podalirius (scarce swallowtail) is the source of this 468-nucleotide messenger RNA. Lineage: Eukaryota; Metazoa; Arthropoda; Insecta; Lepidoptera; Papilionidae. The record is from the annotation of a GenBank genome assembly.